UAUCCCUUCUUCUCAAAUGAUAUUUUCUUAGUUCUUUCAUGGCCAAACCGCAUCAAACCAGCCCCGGAAACAGUUGCUUUCUCGGUUGUUUUGGGUUCUCCGUGGAGAAAAAUUCCCAGAAAAAGAACACCACUUCGGUUUCUUGGCCAAGGUUCCGGUUAAGCUCGAGGAAAUCCAGCACCAAGACGGUGCCUGUAAAUAACACAGGCAAGGCCGAGGCCAAUCAUAGCAAGACGAAGAGGAAACCUGAUAGCACUAAGGCUUCCUCUAAACCUCAUAAACCUUCACGUCGGAAUUCCAAAGGUGACCACCAGCGGCCGCCGUUCACCGAUCAAGUUGCACGAGAAACGGCUAAAGAGACGAGGGGGCGCAAGGGAUCGCCGUCGGAGCCGGCGAGGACAGGGUCAAGCCAACCGGCUUCACCGAAGACCAAACCUAAGAAAACACCAACCAGGUUGUCCCAUACGGUGUCGUUACCGGUCACAGAACGGAGUCAACGGUCGGGGAGUCCCCGGAUUCAUGCUCCGAUCAGUCUCCAACUGAAAAACAAUGAAUCAAUCGCAAGAUUCAAGUCGGUGAUGGGUAUAUCUGUCAUCAUGGUGACCUUGAUAACAAUGGUGCUUUGGGGUCGUUUAUGCGCCAUUCUUUGUACAUCGGCAUGGUUAUUUGUCUGCCCUCGUUUCCGAACCAGAAGUAACGGUAACAAGAGCACGGUUGAAACCACCGCGAGCUCCGACGAUUUAUAUUUGAACUCGUCGGAGUAUAAGAAGAAGGUGGUGCUGGAAGGGUUGCUCCAGAGGAACCGCCCAUUUACCUUGUGAAAUCCUUGUACAA
Hibiscus syriacus is the source of this 834-nucleotide messenger RNA. RefSeq lists its product as uncharacterized. The transcript is spliced from 2 exons. The record is from RefSeq and is a predicted model, not a curated record. The coding region runs from base 39 to 821 and encodes 260 amino acids. Lineage: Eukaryota; Viridiplantae; Streptophyta; Magnoliopsida; Malvales; Malvaceae.